This is a messenger RNA of Harpegnathos saltator (Jerdon's jumping ant), 7278 nucleotides long. It is a transcript of the gene blo, whose product is annotated as bloated. The record is from RefSeq and is a predicted model, not a curated record. NCBI's taxonomy places the organism in Eukaryota, Metazoa, Arthropoda, Insecta, Hymenoptera, Formicidae. The transcript has 9 exons. Bases 473 to 5653 code for a protein of 1726 amino acids.
UGUUGCGUCGGUAGCCGCGAAUUUGCGGUCCAAGCCAGUGGCAAGUGAGACAGCUGUCGAGCGUGAGAGUGUUUUUGUUUCGAUUACCGCAGGGAGUAACUCUGAUAGAAAGAGCCGGAGGGCCUCCGAUAAAGGGAUCCUCCUACUCCUCCUUCUCGCCCUUCUCGGUUCCGUUCGGAGAACCGCUCAUACCUGAAGGGCCGUACUCGUACAGAGAAUAGCAGAUAUCUAAGCGAUUGGGGAAUGCUACUGUGUCAGUGAAGAUCGGAAAUUGGGGUAUUCUCCUGUAAGCAAAGGGAAGAAGCGAGGAAACGAGGUGAAAACGCGAGAGAGGGAGCUUAGCUUCAGAUUUCAGAUCCAAGCGCGCAUGAGCGCGUCAGGGGAUUGAUAAAAACUAAAACUCACGACAAAAAAAGCGAACCCUCUGGCAAAACGAGCGAAUCCAUUUCGAUAUAAGCAGAUUACAUAUGGCAUGAACAUUCGAGAACGAAAGACACGAGAAAGGAAGAUGCUGACGAUACAGCGUUCAGACUCUUUGAGAGAGGGAGAAGGCUGCAGCCCUCCGAGCACGCAUUUGAUAGCCCCUGUCAUAUCCGGGGCUUCCGUCAUCGUGUGGAAGCCCGCCGAAAGAAGCGUCUCCUUCAAUCGAGACGUCCAUGUGAAGAGGAUCGGACGCGGUGCACCGCGCGUUACCGCGGCUCUCGCCAGCGAUGGAGAAGGCAGGCUGAUCGUCACCCCGGUCCACAAGGAGAGCAUCACCGCACGGAGUAAGGAGGACCUCGCGCAAGAAGCGGCCCUGGUCCUACAGCAAGCAGGCAGCCUUCAGUGCGUGGCGCACAGCGACAAUCGACGGCUGCCCGGCCGCUUCAGCACUUUGCCGGCGCGACGUAAGAAAAAACGGCCGGAACUGCCGCUCGAUGUAAGGCGCCGCGGAAGCGAGGAGAUCGGCGCGACGACGGCGACGGCGACGGCGACGGCGACGACGACGACGACGACGACGAGCGCGGAGCUGAGCGGCAACGGCAGUCCGCGCACGAAGAAGAAGCCGCUGGAGAGGAGCGUCAGCGAUGCCGGCGCUAAGAAGCUGAAGGGCUCGCUCGCGCGCUUUUUCUCGCCGAAGUUGGAGCGGCGCCGUCGGCCGGUAGGCCGUAGCGCGAGCGACGCCGGCACGUGGACGCGCGUGCAGCGCAAACGAAGCGGCAGCGAGAGCGACGGUUCCCACCUGAGCGCGAGCCGCGCGAGGAAGCAAUUGUCGCCGAUAAUCGAGGCGUCCCCGUCGCACGUCGACCAGCAGCCGUUCCACUUUGGCGUCGGCGGCUCGAGCGCGGAUCGCGCCUACAACGAGAACAACAACAACAACAACAACAACAACAACAACAACAACAGCAACAGCAACAAUCGACCGGAGCCGAAGAAGCCGAAGCAAGAAGCCGAGGCGGAUGAGCUCGCGAGCGCGAUCGAUGCCGAGGACGAGCAGCUGAUAGCGGUCGUCGUCGAGGAGUCACGGAGCCCGGAGGCGCGGACCGCCGACGAGAGGCCUACCGGCGGCGUACCGUCGCCCGGCGGCGCGGCCAAGGUGAUCGAGCAUCGCAUACGCGUGGAAGGCAGAGACGACGAAGACGAUCGCCAUCACGAGCAGCGGAUCGCGGUGACCAGCCGUACUCCUUCGCCGACGAAGGAAUCUCCGAGAGUCCGCGAGACGGACCAAGCGGACGGAGCAGCGACGGCUGGCGCGAGUAGCAUGCUGCACAGCAGCCGAUACGAUUUUCAGCAACGCGACGAGCAGUCGACCAUCCACAAGAUGAUACAUCGAUUGUCGAACGACCGGUCGCCGCCGCCGCAGCUGACGAGGACCAUGGUGUCGCCGUCGCCGGGUUUCGGGCACAACAACAACCGACCGUUCUCCUACACGAGACCGAACGACUCGUGCGGCUCACCGCCGCCGGCGGUGCAGAGCAACGUCAUCUACGCUCAGGUGCAGCCGGACAAGAAGAAGGCCCAGAGGAGUCACUCGGACAGCGACGAAGGCCUCGGCCUCGAGCGUAAGGACUCGUCGCGCGAGAACAGCCCCGCGGAGAAGGAGUACCGCAGGACGGACUACAGCUCGUCGUACAGCAGCGACCUGCGUCGCAACAACGAGAUCAACAGCUUCAAGUCGCGCUACGGCGACGAGGAGCGGCAGAGCUUCGGCCCGUUCGGCAAGCGCGACGAGUCCUUCGCGACGGCCUUCGCCGCGACGGACCUCGCCGGCAGGACGAGCAACGAGGCGAGCAAGAGACGCGGCCACGAGUUCGACGAGAUCGACAGGCGUUUCCACGACAAGCAGCGUCCAGACGCGAGCAGCAAGUACACCUCGACGGUGUUCGUGGACACCUCCGUCGGCCGCGGCAGGGCCGACGGCAUGGAUUCCCGCAGGCGGGACAGCGCGGAGCUGCUGCUGCCGUCGUCGAGGCGGAACGACAGCGGGAUCUCCAACAAGACGUCCGAGCUGAGCGCUCGGCGAGACCUCUUGGAGUCCAGGAUCAAGUCCAGACUGCUGGCUGACGAGAUGUUCGCCGCCAAGAGCAACUGCGCGAACGUGCCGGUGAAGAAGUCCGAGCAUGAGAUCAUCGACAAGCCGAUCGUGCCGUCGCCGGUGACGCCGAGCCGGAUCGCGUCUCCGAAACGCUACACGGACACUUACAUCACGGAGACGCGCACCAACAGCAACGGCGAGAAGUACAUCUUCGAGAAGGAGAUACACGAGGACAACGGCAAGGUCUACGGCUACGAGAAAAAGAUCACCAACAAGAUCCCGAGCGACGGCUGCUACCUCGACGGCCCGAGGCCGCGGGACGGCUACACGGUGGAGACCAGGACGGACAAGUACGGCGACAAGUACAUCGUAGAGACGAGAACGCACGAGGGCUACACCGACAGUUUCAAGCCUCAGUUCGUCAGCGAGCGCGGCAGCAGGACCAGCCCGCAGCAGGACGACAGCAGGUUUCAAAGCAGCGGCGGCAGCAGCCCUUACAAGCUGUCGCAUUAUCUGGCCGAGGAGAGAGACUCCGCCGCGACGACAACGACGACGACGACGACGACGACGACGGCGGCGGCGAGUCACCACUUCCGCGGCGGUUCGCGGCAGAACGAAGACGACGAGCUGUCGUCGCCGAUCAUCGCCAAGAAGCUCAACGAACGCAACUUCUCCAAGAGCGACGACUUUCCCGGUCGAGACCGCGAUCACGACCGUGUUUGUAACCGCGGUUAUGACAGCGGUCGCGAUCGCGACCGCGAAAGCGGCCGGCCGGUUGACAAACACGAGGAGAUCUACCUACCGAAGACGAGCAAGAGGAACUUCGAGUCGAUACGCGGCAUCAGCAAGUCGACGCAACGGCUGGACGAGGUCGCACGAGAGAACGCUCGAGUUCGCGCGCUCAGGAGCGAGUACACCACGAGGUCGCACGAGAACCUGAGCAGCGUGCACGCGGACUACGUCAAUGCUCGCGACAUGAGGCGCCCGUCGCUGCUGGACAGCCCGACGAUGACGAACGGCCGCAGGGAGAGGUCGCCGUUCACCAAGCGUCACCUGGACAGCCUGCGCGAGGGCCCGAACGACGACUACGACACCGACAUCUCGCAGAUGACGAGCAGCCAGCUGGAGUCCAAAUACCGCAACAAGGAGACCACGCGCACCACGCAGCAGAGGUGCAGCAACGGUAAGCAUCCGAUCCACCACGACGACUACGACAGCUCGCCGCCGCGGAUACGCACCGACCGCACCGCCGGCGGCUACAACUCCAGCCGAUACGACUCCGACACCACCGCCAGGGACUCGAUCCGCUGCGAGGCGCGCUACGACGAGGGCUCGCGCACCAUGCGCAAGGAGCAGCACCGCGCUAAGCUCGAGGCUAAGGAGGACCCGAAGAAACCGCUCCGACGAUCGCGCACGAGGCUCGACUACUUCGACGACUCGGACAGCCCGCGCGGCAAGAUGACUUCGGUCAGCCGCUUAGAGACGUUCGACGAGAGCCCGACGAGACCGCCUCGCGCUUAUCACCACGAGGGUAAGUCGCGACACGCGCGACAGGAAGUACGAAGCCACGUCGAGCGUCGUCACCGAGAGACUCGCCUGAGCGACCCCGACCGGAAGGAUCGACUGGCCGAUUCCGGGAUCGAGAACGAUUACAGACGGGACUCGCAGGAGGUCGACAGGCGCGAGCAGCUCGAGUCCGAGGACGAGGGCUUCGUCAGUCGGCAGUUCAUUAAACAUGAACGACGGCACACCGAUCGCAACAUGAACCUAACGCCGUCCGAGCAGCAGAAGUACGACGCGACUAAGCAGCCGCUGGUCACCGCGAAGCCGCCUUCCGGCGCCGACAAGAAAUACGAGAAGAAGGCGGCGAAGAAGAGCGGCACCAUGAGCAAGGUGAAGCAGCUGUUCAGCAAGAAGGAGAAGAAGGCCAAGGAGGAGAAGGGCAAGAAGAGCACGAGAAGCGGCAGCAGCGGCGCUUUGACCGACGACGAGGUAACGAUUAGAUACCAGGAGUACCGCGGCGAUCAAUUGCGGAGCGCGAAGAGCGCGCGAGAUUUGGCCAGCGUCAUCGGUCGGGAGGAUUACAGCCAACGUCGGCGCUUAUCGACACCAAGCGGCAGUCCAAGCCCUCCUAGGCCGACUAGACUCUCAAGAUCCACCGGCACUCUUACUAGAGAGGAGGAGUCCUUCUGUGAGUCCAGCAACACCCUGACCAGAGACAACCAGGGACAAGAGGCGGAAAGGAAAGGCUGGUUCAAGUCUCUCUCAAGGAAGAACAAAUCCAAUGCUGCACCGGUGGAUAAAAAGCCGAGAAUACUCGAGAGCGAGAUCCUGACGACCGGCACUGAGGAUGAGGAAGCUUUCUCCGCGCCCGAACGAGUUUCCGUGCAAAAGAAUCUCCGCUUCUUCGGCGAUACGGAUCAGGAGUCCGUCUCAUCCAACAGAGACCGCAGAAGUAAAACUGUUGACAGUCAUGCAUGCGCGAGGCGUGAUGUCACAAAUCCAAAUCGCCACAACCUGGGUAUCAUGUCAGCUCCGAGAAAACCGCCAAGACUCGCCGAAAGUGCGUUGUCCUCAGGUGAGAGUACGACCGGCGACAGCAGUCAGCAAAGCCAAAAUUCACAGAGGUCACAAAGAUCUGUUGUGUAUCUCCACGCUGCUACAGUCGGAGAAAUACCAGGACCGAACGAACGACGCAGGGCCGCGAGCCGCGAGGAGUUAAAUCGACCGUUGCAAUCGCACACGAGAACGGUGUCGAGGAGCGUGAGCGUCCUUGCACCGUGGAAACCACGACAUUAUAGAGAACCGUUCGAGAUCAACUAUGAUCAGCAGCAACAACAUGCGAAGCCGAUCGCCACUAUGAGACGCAGACAACGGAGUCGCGAGACUCUCAGUCGCCGAGGGAAAGAGGCUCGACGUAGCAAAGACAAUCUCUCGAAAACAAGCACGAUCAAUCGCAACACACUGAAAUCGAAAGACAAGCAGAAAGUGGAUAGGACCGUUUCGACGGAAUCACUGGCCACCAAGUCGCGAGGCAUCAGCUCUAAACCUGAGUUAAAUAGAUCCACAUCCGUGCCGCGUGAUCCGAAUAAAAGCGCGGGAUGGUUCAAGCUGAAGAGUAAAAAGUCCCGCGCUUGAAUCGGGCGGCCAUUAAUCAAUGCUAGUCUCGAGCUUCAUAAGUAAUUCGUAGUCGUAGAUGAUAGAUAGGCGCCGGUUAUUAAUAACGACGCAACAUAACGCAGUAUACACCGCCCUUGUAUUCUCUACUUUUUUUUAACAUCUUGUACCGUGCGAACGUCAAUCGCGCGAAAUUUUUUAACCAUUUAAGGGGACACCAUACUUGAAAACUUAAUUGACAGAGCAUUGACUUUUUUCUACGUAAAAUUUACAUCGUAUUAGUUGCACAGAAUUUGCAAACGCUUUUACACGUAAAAGUGCGAAAAUGAAUUGGGGCAUUGUGCAAUAUUUGAGACCCGGUAAGCAAAUUGAGCGCAGAUUGCACACAAAUUGGCAGCAAGUUCGAUCAGAAACUCACAUCAAAAACGUAGUCAUCUGUAUCCGCAUUUAGCUAUGGCUGUGGCGACAGAAUCUGCUGCUGGACAAUAUGUGCAAAAGACUCCGCACAAUUCCUUAUGUAAAUUGGAUUUAGGUGAAAUUGGCUGAAUAUUUGAUAUGUUAUAGAUUUUGUUUCUAUGAUAAAAAGUUCCCAUAGGGACAACCCCCAAUAAUUGACCAUUUGACUUCUAUGAGGUGUCACGGUGACGAUAAUGCGAUAAAACGAGAAAUAGUUAUGAGAAGAUGCGAAGAAGCUGAUAGGCAAGUUAAUUUGAUGGAUGGUACACGUUUGUGUCUUAAUUGUAAAUGAAAAUUCUGUAUUUUAAAACGUAACAAUUCAGAAAUAUUCUGAAUUGUUACGUUUUAAAAUAUAGUUUAAUUAAAAAAGUUGUGCUUUGUGUUCUCAACAGAAAGUGAAACAUAAUCGAUUGGCACACUUAGUUGUCAAUGUAUUAUACAAUGUAUUAUACAUUGAAACACGGACUUCCGUUUCCGGUAGGUUAGAGGAGUGAUACGCUGUGAGAGUGGUACGCAAAGCGAAAGAGAAAAGUGUGGAAGGAGAGAGUGAGUGGAGGUGAGAGUGGGUGGAGGAGUGAGGGGCGGUGAGGGGAGGGUGGAGGAGUAAGGGACAGAAAGGGCAUAGGAUAGGAAGAGAGCAUAAAGAGGAAGAAAAGUGUGAAGGAAGGUGGAUGACAGAGCAUACAGAGAGGCAUAGAUAGAGGGACAAUAGAGAGGGAGCUAGGAUAGGAGAGAGGUCGGUUUUAAAGUAAGGCGAAAGUGAGAGGAAAUAGAGAGACAGGAUAGAAAGAAGGAAGGAGGAGAGGAGAGGAAUAAAAGGGGCAGAAUGGAAAAGGAGGGAGGAAAAGGGAAAACGGAAAAACAGGAGGGAUUAAGGGAGUUUCUGGGAAUAAGUGCAUAUAGGGAAGGGCGGAUAGUGUGGGGAGUGGAGCAAGUGGAGCAAGUGUAAGCAGUGUAGGAAGUGCUGGGAGUGUAGGAGGGAAGAGUAGAGGACAAGAGGUCAAGAGAAAGAGAGAGGACGCUAGAAGCGAUGAGGAGGAAGAACGAAGGGGAGGGGGGAGGAGAGAAAAUAAGAAAAUACAAAGAGGAGGUAAGGAACAUGACAGGGGGAGAAAGAGAAAGGGUUAAUGGAAGGAGAAUUAAAGGAAAUGAUGUGGGAAAUGAUAGAAGGAUGGAGGAGUGCAAAGAAA